This is a messenger RNA of Eremothecium sinecaudum, 966 nucleotides long. It is a transcript of the gene OAC1, whose product is annotated as Oac1p. The coding region runs from base 1 to 966 and encodes 321 amino acids. The transcript has a single exon. Lineage: Eukaryota; Fungi; Ascomycota; Saccharomycetes; Saccharomycetales; Saccharomycetaceae. The record is from RefSeq and is a predicted model, not a curated record.
AUGCCUAUGGAAGAUAAAGGAAAGGGCUACAAACAUGAACAUAGUGCAGCACAAAAGAUAUCAAAGAUUGGUUCCUUUGUCGCCGGGAGCCUUGCAGCUUGCUUAGCUGUCAUAUUCACAAAUCCCAUAGAAACGGUGAAGACUCGGAUGCAAUUACAAGGUGAAAUGUCUGGGGUAAAUGAGCGCGCAUAUAGAAACGUACCCCAUGCCUUAGGUGUGAUAUACAAGAAUGAAGGCAUACAUGGGCUUCAGAAAGGAUUGAAUUGUGCCUAUUUCUACCAAAUUGCACUAAAUGGAUCGAGAUUGGGAUUUUAUGAGCCAAUUCGUAGUAUGUUAAAUGGACAAUUCUUCCCAGGCAAGGACCCUCGCGAACUUCAAAAUAUGUAUGUUAAUAUCGCCGCGGGAGCGACGUCAGGUAUUAUCGGCGCAGUAACAGGAUCCCCUCUUUACCUAGUAAAAACUCGGAUGCAAUCUUAUUCGCCGGUAAUCCGUAUAGGGCAACAAACACAGUACUCUUCUCCAUUCACUGCUUUGCGAACGAUUGCAAAAAAGGAAGGGAUUCGCGGUCUCUACCGUGGAGUUGAUGCUGCGAUCAUUAGAACCGGUAUAGGAUCAUCUGUUCAACUACCGGUAUACAAUUUAGCCAAACGCUUCUUGAUAGAACAUGAUUUCUUAAAGGAGGGAACUACUCUACAUCUGACGGCCUCAGUUUUCUCUGGUAUAGGUUGUGCAGUCGUCAUGAAUCCAUGGGACGUCAUAUUGACGAGAGUAUCUAACCAGAGAGGUAACCUUUACAAGGGUCCAAUAGACUGCUUUUACAAAACAUUACGCAUAGAAGGUGUAACCGCGCUUUAUAAGGGAUUCAGUGCCCAGUUGUUCAGAAUUUGCCCUCAUACAAUACUGUGCCUGACUUUCAUGGAGCAAACAAUGAAGCUAAUCUACAGCGUUGAAACCAGACUUUUAUAA